UAGUUAAUAUAGAAUAUUGGAUAAAUGACUACAUAGUAGUAUACAGUAUUUACUUCUUACAACAGUUUAUCAUUUCUAAUUGAUGAUAAUUUUCUAAAUAUUUUUUUUAUUUUUUUUAACAAGAUAUUAAGUAACACAAAAAUUCAAAAUUAAAUAAUAAGUGCUAAAAACAAUUGAUUACUUAUUCAUGAUGGAUAGUACGAAAUCACCUAUGGAUAACCUCUUUAACAUGUUAUCAAGCUUUAGUGCAGGUCAUGAAAAAGCAUUAAAACAAGGCAUUUAUAAUGCCGUGGCAUUGUUUCUCUUGUGUCUAAUUUCAGCAGCUGGGUACGGAUUAUAUAUUAUAUUGAAACCAUUUGUAAAACCUUUAAUCUGGGCUUUAUUAUGUGGCUCUGUUUUAUUCCCUUUCAAAUGCUCGUUAACUACGAUUGUACAAUCGUGGUUUGAAAAAGCAGAAGUAUCUCAUACGCCUUUAAUAAUAAAUUUAAUAGUUUUACCUAUGCAAAUAGUAGAUAAAGCUUCUGACAGUUUAGGAUCAUUUUUGUGGAAACAAAUGAAAUAUAUUGCUAGUGCAUUUUUAUUGACAGCAUUAGCCUUAGGUAUAUAUCAUUAUACACCUACUAUAUUAAGUUGUCUCAUAUGGAGAAUAUGUUUGAUAUUUAAUACUAUUUUUGGAUUUUUUAUAACAACUUGCAAUACUUUUAUGAUUACAUUUAUACUUAUUGGAUAUUUAUCUAUAUUAUAUAUUUAUUGGACACCAAAUAAUUCUAUUCAUUUUCGUUAUUCAUCGUUUGUUAUGUGGUUUAUAAUUAGUUUAUAUGUUUCUAAUAUAUUAGGUGCUUAUCAAAUUAUUGUAUUUAUAACAUUACAAAUACUAUAUUUAAUAGGAUUUAUUUAUGAAGUAGUACUUAUUAUGGAAAAUCAAGAAUUAGAAGACAAGCAUAUGACAUUUAUGGAAGCAAUAUCUUUUGCAUUAACGAAUAAUUUAACUACAGAUAUGCAACAAAAUUCAUUUUCUUCAUCUUUUAAAAAUGAAAAACUUAUAAAAGAUAUUAAUGAAGAAAAUAUAGAUAACAAGACAAAUAUAGACAAGAAGAUUGAAUACCAAGAAACAAAAACAAAAUUUUCCAAAAAAUCAAUGUCAUUGGAUACAAAUAAUAGAACUGUAAUGAGCCAUAAAUUGCAAUCUUCUAACUCUAUGUCAUUACGCGAUCGUUAUUUGUUAAGAAGAUUAAAAACAGAAUUACGAAUAUCUAUAGAUAUAGAAAAUGAUAAAGUUGAUACUGAUAAAUAUAUGUAUGGUACAUUAUAUGCUUGCAUAGGUAUGCUUUUUUGGAAACAUAGAUGGAUGAUAUAUAUAUUGAUUAUUCCUAUAGCUUUUUAUAUCAUUAAACAACUUGGUAGUUAUUUUGGAUUAUGGAAAAUGAUUGAAAAUCAAUAUAAUAUUAUAAAACAAAUUAUAAAAACAUGGUGUAUAAAAAGACAUCAAGCUCUCUUACCAGCUAAUAUUAGAGGUUUAUAUAAAUUUGGAAUCAUAAUUGAUGAAAAAUUAACAAAAAUUUUAAAAGCUUCAGUUGAUUCUGUAGUAACAAUUGCUGUGAUUUUUGGAUUACUUAUUUUUACUACUUGUACUUCUAUUUUUAUAACAAUACAGGUUUAUACAGAAGGUAUGCAUCUUAUUCACAUUACUGGAGAAAUACUUAACUCAUCUUUAAUGAAUAAUCCAGAUAUUGAUUGGUUACCUGAACACUGGGAAGAUUCAGUUAAUAGUGUAUUGGAUAAUGCUUAUACAUAUGGGCGAAGUGCUAUUUCUGAUGGAAUAAAAGGUUUAGUAAGAGAUCUAGAUGCUACUAAAGCUGAUCAAAUGGAAAAGAAAGUUUUAGAACUUUGGGAUAGACUUUAUCAAGCAUGGAUGAUGUCUAAUGCAGACUCUGAUUUAAUUGGACCUACUGUAGAUGUUACAGUAGCUUAUUCAGUAUGGGAAAGUUUUAAAGAAAGUUUUGGAAAAACACCUUUACAAUUAUUUAACAUGACUGGUAUACAAAACUUUAUAAAGGAAAAUAUUGGAACUUUUAUGUCAGUAUUGGAUUCCAUUUGGAAUAUAGUUAAAGGAAAUAUGUCUGUGAUAUUAACAAUUUUUACAGAACUAUUUUACAUUAUACUUAUGAGUGGAACGGCAGUAUUUAACUUUGUUCUAAAUAUAUAUAUAUAUAUAAUUUGAUAUAUAUAUAUAUAUAUCAAAUUAUAUAAAAAUAGAUAUAAAUAUCUAAUGUUUUGUAGAUUUGCUGUAGCAUUACAAGAAGCUGUAAUUGGAGUUUUUACUGCAACAUUUAAGCUUGCUUGUUUUUUUGGCAUGUGGACAUGGUUUACACAUAAUUUGUUUCAAGUAAAAAUAAUUUAUUUACCAUCAACUUUUGCAACAAUACUUGGAGCUGUUCCAUUUUUGGAUGCAUAUUUUGCUUGUAUCCCAGCUACUAUAGAACUCUGGUUUAAUCGAGGAUCUAUGAUUGCUAUUCUAUUUUUCAUGUUUCAUUUUCUUCCUUGUAAUAUUGUUGUAACUGAAUUCUACAAGGAAAUUAAAGGUGGUGGACAUCCUUAUCUUACAGGUCUUUCCAUAGCAGGUGGAAUUUUUUGUUUAGGUGUAGAAGGUGUAAUUUUUGGUCCAUUAUUAUUAUGUUGUAUAAUGGUAGCAAUUAAUCUAAGUCGCCGUUAUUUGCAUUCACCAUCAGAAGAAGUUAUAUCGUAUGCAGAAAUUAAACAUUGAUAAAAAAAUUUCUAAUUGAUUGUUAAAUAGUA
Messenger RNA from Apis dorsata (giant honeybee), 2796 nucleotides. RefSeq names its product transmembrane protein 245. The transcript is spliced from 7 exons. Lineage: Eukaryota; Metazoa; Arthropoda; Insecta; Hymenoptera; Apidae. The record is from RefSeq and is a predicted model, not a curated record.